AUGGCCUGUCACUUCCCCCAAGUCUCAAACAGCAACUACCUCCGCUUCCCUCCAAUUCCCUGGCCCGACGGCGAUAGGAAGCUUGGGCUCCCGGGAGACGAGGUGAUGGAGGGGGAGCUCAGCUUCCUCUCGCCGGCGAGUUCGUCCUGCUUCUCCUUCGACGACGGCGGCCCUGGCUCCCCGAAUUGGCAAUCGAUGGUGGAGGCGCUGCUCAGCUCGCCUACUUCAAGCGUUUCUGGCGGCUGCGGAGGUGGUGGCUACAACUCACCGGCACGGGGGUCCCCGCUGGAGAAGCCGCUCACGUCGCCCUCAUCGUGCGUCCCCGACUGCCGCGGCGCUGGCGAUUUCGGUUCUCUGACAUGGGAGUCACCUCUGGAGAAGCAGCUCGAGUCGCCCUCAUCAUACGUCUCCGACGGCUGCGGAGGUGGCCUCAGCUCGCCGACAAGGGCGUUCCUGCCUGAGAAGCUGUUCGACCCGCCUCCAUCGCGCGUCUCCGACUGCCGCGGCGUUGGCAACGAUGGCGGCCUCAUCCCUCUGCCAUGGGCGUUACCUCUGGAGAAGCCGCUCGAGUCAACCUCAUCGUGCGUCUCCGACGGCCGCCGCGUCGGCAACGCUGGCGUCCUCAGCUCUCUGCCAUGGGUGUCACCUCAGGAGAACCCACUCGAGUCACCCUCAUCGUGCGUCUCCGACGGCCGCAGCGGCUGCUACAACUCGGCUCUCGGUGCCUCGGCGGAGCGACAGCGCGAGGUGCACGAGGCGGAGAGGCUCCUGCGCUCGAUCGCCGAGCGCUACGACGACUGCUUCCUCCGCCUGCGCGACGCCACGGCCGAGAUCGCCGACCUCCGCCGCGAGCGCCUCCGUCUCGGCGCCGAGAACCUUCACCUCUCCCUCCUUCUAGAGGAUCUCGAGACCGAGCAGCGGAAGCAGGCGUCAGCGGUGGCUUCGCCAAAGCAAGCGGAGGAGGAAGCAGCACAGGCCGGCGCACCGAAGAGCAUCUCCAUUCGUUCUCCGGGCUACCUCUCACUGAAGCAGUCGCAGGGCCAGUCCAAGCCACAGCGCCUCCGUGUUCGCGCUUCUCAGGCGACCGAGGAUGCGGCAGCAAGGGAUGAGAAGGAGGAGGAUGACAACGGCGACGGUGGCGGGGAGGUGGAGGUGCAGGCGUACAGGCAGGGCGCAGCGAAGACGGAGCUGUGCAACAAGUGGGAGCGCGGCGCUUGCCCCUACGGCGAGCGCUGCCGGUUCGCGCACGGCCUGCAGGAGCUGCGCCCCGUCAUCCGCCACCCGCGCUACAAGACCCUCCCCUGCCAGAUGUUCGCCGCCGCCUCCGGCUGCCCCUACGGCCACCGCUGCCACUUCCGCCACUCCCCGCUCCCCGCCGCCGUGUCCUACUAGAUAGGCCGCCGCGCCGCUGACGACUCUUCUCCCCGCUGCCGCCUUCAUUCGAUCUUCUCUUCAGCUUUUAGUAUGGGCCGUGGCAGUGGCCAGCCAGGUGACGUGCCGAAUGGGCUUUUUUGUCCAAACGGUCUAGUAUGGGCCGUGGCAUUGGCACAGGAAGUGCAUAGCACGUUGGCACCAUUGAUUUGUGGGGAUAAACAUAGCCCAUGGGCUUCCCGAUCAUUAUCAUAUGGAUUAUCGAUGAUAAUUUGCCAAGUUGGGCUGUACGUAAAGCCCUAAACCCUUCUGUUUCAGUUUAGAUGUCAGUAAAUGCUUCUGCCACUGGGAAUUUGUGUAGGGUUACUGUCGGCUUCAUG
Molecule: messenger RNA, 1751 nt
Organism: Oryza brachyantha (malo sina)
Lineage: Eukaryota; Viridiplantae; Streptophyta; Magnoliopsida; Poales; Poaceae
Product: putative zinc finger CCCH domain-containing protein 21
Exons: 5
Coding region: 1-1392 (463 amino acids)
Molecular function (GO): mRNA binding; metal ion binding
Source: RefSeq, a predicted model, not a curated record